AUGAGCAGAUCGUCCAAGCCAAACCUCCUCUUCGAUAGUGAAAUUGAGAAGACCGCGAAGAAGCUAAGGAAGGAGGCAAGGGCGAGGAAGCUACUGGAUCUGCUGGAUUCGCAGGCUGACUUUCCCGUUCGACCGGAGCAGUUUGUCGAGGAGAAACCCGGUUCUGUCGCUGCUGAAGAGAAACGCCCCACGGGGAUUACGGAGGAGCACUUUAGAUUGGCGGCAUUCCCCUUCACCAUGACAGCAGAGGCGAACUCUUGGUUCGCGAGUCUUCCUCCCAAUUCUAUCACUACGUGGGCAGAGAUGAAAAAGCUAUUCUUGGAACAUUUUUUUCCGCCCACCAAGACGAAUGCGCUGAAGAAAGAAAUUAGUGGAGUGAAGCAGGAGUACGACGAGUCAUUGAGCAUAUACUGGACUCGAUUCAGGAGAUUGGUGGACAGUUGCCCCAACCAUAAGUUUUCGGAUGGGGAUUUGCUGCAGUACUUCUAUCAGGGGAUGACCGUGGAUACUAAAAACCUUGUGAAUUCAUCAAGUGGAAGAGGGUUUUCCCAAAACACGGUGAGUGAAGCCAAAAAAUUAAUUCAACACUUGGUGGAAGCUACGAGGGAAUAUGAUGAGCCACGCAUUCAAAUGCUCAAGAAAGCUGCGCAAGCAAGCUCCUCAAAUUUGGAUGACAAGUUAGAAGAGAGAUUGGGAAGGAUGGAGAGAAUGCUAAGCACUGUGGUGGAGAAAGUGGCGAGCGCUGGACAACCGACAGAAAAACCAUGUGGAGCGUGUGGAAACUUUGGCCAUACGAGCUUGCAGUGCACAGGGGCCGAGCAGAAGGUGCAAAUUGAGGGACUAUCUCGUCAGAUGUCUCAGCUCGCCACAUCCAUGAAUCAGCUUAAGGGAAAUAAUGGAGCUUUGCCAUCUCAAGUUCAUGUGAAUCCCAAGGAGAAUGUCAACAAGAUCACCUUGAGGAGCGGUACAGAGUUGGACGGACCGACAACCCAGAACUCUCAAGAUGGACCGCAGGAAGAUUCUGGAGUCGAAUUUCGUGUGGAGGAAUUCGAGCGUUCUGUUGGCGUAAAGGAUUCGAUCAUUCAGCAGGCAGAACAGCCCCGUUUGGCCAAACAGAGCAAGGGGCCGACAGCUGAGCAGAAAGGGAAAGGAGCAGCACUUGAAUCCAACGAAGAGGAGCAGACCGAGGUCUCUAAACCGUUGAGCUUACAUGAUCCCAAGGCUGCAAUAUCAGUCCCCUUUCCAGGAAGGUUGGCGAGGAAGAAGCCGGAAGAGGAGCUCAUCGAUUUUGUGAAGAUCUUCGGCAAACUUGAAGUGAAUCUUCCAUUCUUGCAAGCACUGAAAAUUCCUCCUUUUGGGAAAUUUGUGAAGGACUUCAUAGCUGGAAAGUCCAAGGCAACUGGAAAGAUUGUGAUGGGCGAGAACGUUUCAGCUGCACUCAAGAAGGAGUUGCCCGCCAAAUGCAAAGAUCCUGGUAUGUUUUCUCUUCCCAUUUACAUUGGUGAUACUAGGAUCGAGCAUGCUAUGUGUGACUUAGGAGCGUCUAUCAAUGUUAUGCCUCUCACUGUUUAUAAUAGAUUGUCGGGUGUAGAAUUGGUAGAUACUAGAGUAGUCAUUCAGUUAGCCGAUAGAUCUUGA
Molecule: messenger RNA, 1638 nt
Organism: Salvia miltiorrhiza (redroot sage)
Lineage: Eukaryota; Viridiplantae; Streptophyta; Magnoliopsida; Lamiales; Lamiaceae
Exons: 3
Coding region: 1-1638 (545 amino acids)
Source: RefSeq, a predicted model, not a curated record